Molecule: messenger RNA, 810 nt
Organism: Lytechinus variegatus (green sea urchin)
Lineage: Eukaryota; Metazoa; Echinodermata; Echinoidea; Temnopleuroida; Toxopneustidae
Product: 39S ribosomal protein L55, mitochondrial-like
Exons: 3
Coding region: 121-501 (126 amino acids)
Biological process (GO): translation
Cellular component (GO): mitochondrial large ribosomal subunit
Molecular function (GO): structural constituent of ribosome
Source: RefSeq, a predicted model, not a curated record
ACCGCCAUCUAAUGACAAUGAUCGCAUAAACUGUACUGGUACCGGUAUGGUACUUCCCGUGAGAAUCGGGAGUCUUUAACACCUUCUGAAAUCCUGUUCAAGGCGAGAUCACCAAUAAAAAUGGAGGCAUCGAGAUUGUGCAGAUGUAUGAAAACACUCCUAUGGGCCAAAUGCCCUGCAAAUAUUCCCUUUUCAUUGAAUAUUGUCAGAUGGAAUUCUAACAGAGCAGCUAUCGCCAAGACAAAUCGCAAGGUGUAUUCUCGCAUGUACCCAACUCUGGUGGUCAACACUGAUGGGUCAACAUUUCGCAUCAAAUAUGCUGAACCAAGGAAAAUUUUAAAGCUACCUGUGGAUGUGAACAUGUUACCAGCGGAUGAAAAGAAGAUUCGCCUUGCCAGAUACCAGCCCAAGAAAAAGGUGAAAAUUGAAGAUGAUCUCGAUGACAACUUUGAUGCCAGUAGAUACAAGCAUUUGUGGAAGAAAGACAAAGCAAAACCUUGAAUGGGGAUGAAUAUAUAAUGGACAACUUUUGUGUGAAUAUGGCCUAGCCUUGGCCUUUUGUGGCACACUGGACUAUUAUUGCCUCAUUAAGGAUUUUUUUCCAUAUAAGGAUUGUCACAUUUCCUGUUAAAUUUAAAAUUAUAGAGAGGAUCUCAGAUGACACUCUGGUUCCCACAACAUAAAGCUUACAAGUUAAGUCGGAGUACCUCUGAAAAUGGCUAUUUACAAUGAAAGUUGAAACGUUGAUAUCAUGGUAAAGGAUACAUGUGCACGGGAAAUAGAAAUAGCUUUAUUGAUGCAACAUCUGAG